This is a messenger RNA of Spizellomyces punctatus DAOM BR117, 555 nucleotides long. RefSeq lists its product as uncharacterized. The transcript has 3 exons. The record is from RefSeq and is a predicted model, not a curated record. Lineage: Eukaryota; Fungi; Chytridiomycota; Chytridiomycetes; Spizellomycetales; Spizellomycetaceae. Bases 1 to 555 code for a protein of 184 amino acids.
AUGACAACCAAACUCAUAAUUUUCGUCGUCGGUCCACCAAGAACCGGCAAAACAGCGAUAAGCAAUCACAUUGCGGAGCUGACAGAAAGUCUUCACACAACAGAUUACCACCCAACACAGGGUGUCAGGAUAUUAGAGUUUGAUCGACAAAUACGUCCAGACGGGGGAAAGGAGCAUACGAUUGCCUGCGAGCUAUGGGACUGUAGUGGAGAUCCUAGAUUCCAUCCUUGCUGGCCGGUUUUCUCGUCCACUGCAAACUGUGUCAUCUUGGUGACGUCCCCAGAGUUGAGGCAGGAGCGAGAGCUAGACACAUUAUGCAAGCUCUUUCCGACCCUUAAUGAGCGCCAGAUGGUUAUCUUCGCACACAAUGGCCCCCAGAAAAGUGCGAAGCUCCGGUUCAGCUCAGGAAUGCCUCUCUCACGCAUCCCAAUCAUCUCGACCACCCUUGACAACGAGCCAGAAGCGAUUCGAAGCGAAUUUGACGCUUUUCUGGCCAAGGCUUUCUCUGCUUACAGAGAAAGUCGCGACAAGGAAGAGGAGAACAUCAUGGCAUAG